AUGAAUCUAUUUGUCAAGGAUAUAUUUGGCGAAGAGAGACCUGCAUCCCCUGAGCACAUCGAGGAUGAUAUUCCUACUCAAGCAUUUGUGCGGCGGAAGGAAGCUGAGAGAACGGAUGUGAAUCCUAAACCUGUUCUUAAAACUAAUAAUUUAUCCCGAGCUCUACAGUCUAGGCUGGAUAGGAGGAAAUCUAGCGUUGACGAAAAACCAAAGGUUUUAAGAUCAAGAUCUAACAGCAGAGACCGGAAAAGACGACAAAAGGAGAGCAAUAAUCAAACCCCGGACCAUUCACGUUCUAGCUCACGUCGACAGAGCAUAGACGCCGGGAUUAAGAAUGAUGUUAGAGACGAACGACGAAGCAGAACGAAAGAAUUCAAAAGAGAAAAAUCAAGAACUAGAACAAGAAGUAGAACAAGAAGUAGGGAGAGGAAAAAGAAAGAGAAGAAACGGAAAGCAAGUCGAAGUAGAUCAAGAGAAAGGAAAAAGAAGAAACGGAAGUAUAGUGACAACGAAGAAUCCCGGAAAAAGAUUAAACGGAUUAGCGAGGAGAGAGAUGAAGAAGAAAAGAAGUCUAAAAGUAUGGAGAAAGAUCUAUCAGAAUCUCCACGGUCUAGUCACACUAAGAAGAAGAAGAAAAAGAAGAAGAAUAAAGGUAUUGUUCAAUCAUACUCUGACCAUUCAGACCCUGACACUGAUCACUCGAACCUAUCCACUAGCGCCGUGAAGACUGAGACGGAUCGAAAGUACCUGGAGUCGGACGAGGAUGAGGAGAAGGUUAUUGAGAAUAUUCGAAGGAAGAGAGCUAAGCUGCUGGCCCAUCUACCCGAGGAGGUGGAGAUGAGAGCUCCCAGAGAGGAUCUAGUUGGGGCUCAGGUUACCAAGGACAGCAGGGGAGCCAGGGAGAAUACGGUUCCUAUAACAUGCUUUCAACAGGAUCCCGAUGGUCUGAAAGAGGUUAAACAGUACAAAACUGUACUGCUGACAGGAUCCACAGUACAGGACGGACAGUACAGUCAGAUCUUUCAGUUGUCAGCAGCACUGCUCAACCAACCAAACAAAAGGUUUUCACUUAAUUAAAAAAAAUAUCAAUUA
This is a messenger RNA of Eurytemora carolleeae, 1092 nucleotides long. Its product is annotated as splicing regulatory glutamine/lysine-rich protein 1. The record is from RefSeq and is a predicted model, not a curated record. The transcript is spliced from 3 exons. The coding region runs from base 1 to 1077 and encodes 358 amino acids. NCBI's taxonomy places the organism in Eukaryota, Metazoa, Arthropoda, Copepoda, Calanoida, Temoridae.